Pocillopora verrucosa is the source of this 1623-nucleotide messenger RNA. RefSeq lists its product as uncharacterized. Lineage: Eukaryota; Metazoa; Cnidaria; Anthozoa; Scleractinia; Pocilloporidae. Gene Ontology annotation, cellular component: cytoplasmic vesicle; membrane. Gene Ontology annotation, biological process: neuron migration. The record is from RefSeq and is a predicted model, not a curated record.
ACUUGUGAGAAAAAUUGAAAAAGAUUAUUAUACCUCUGAAACUAUCAAGAGCUUGGUUCUUUCUUGGGAGAGUAAAUUGACGAAAGUGACUUGGCAACUGUUGGGAAUACAAAGAAGUUAGGAAAAAGAUGGCGAUCUCUCGAAUGAGACAGUGAAGUCUAAACCAUUGUGGUGUUAUACUUCGUCAAGAUUUUGUGAUCGUAGAUUAUCGUUUGGAUUGGAUCGGCGUAACACAGACAAACCAAAUAGGAAAAUAUGGACAAUCUUUCAUUUUUCGUGACCAUCAUAGUUUUAGCGCUAGCCUUCUUAGUAACGACACCAGCAAGAGGAAAUGACUCAUUCUUUGGUCUUUAUAGAACUACACGUUCUGGUCCUCCUCUCGCCAUAAAUCAAAACCCCGUAUGUAGAAAAGCCCAGCUUCUGCACAGCGACGUGGUACAAAAUGCUACCCUGGAAGGUCAGCUGCACGCUGGGAAUUUCACGUUUCUCGGUGCAGUCAAAGACAUGGAAGAAUGUAUGUCGUUAUGUUGCGCCAGUAAACGUUGUCAACUGGCAUAUAUGGAUAAUGCCAAAUGUUAUGGCGUCAAGUGCUACAGCGAAGAAUUGUGCAAGAUAACAACUGGUAUCUCAACAAAUGACGUCAAGAUAUCUCUUAUGGUCAGAAACGAUAUAAAUAGAAAAGCUUACGUUACAGCAUACAUUGUCGUGGUAGUUGUAGCGUUUGGAGCCGCCGUUUCUGGUACAGUUUGGGCCGUCUUUAUUUUUGUCAGAAGAUAUCGAGAGACUGGUGGAACAAAAUCAAAAGAGGAUGAGGGCGAAGAAGGAGACAUGAAUGCCGAGCCUAAAGUUUACUGACUUAUAGAUAGAAGACACUGAAGAAAAACUUCAAAUCCAGAGGAACAAUUAGACGUUAUUUAGUAAAAGAGUCAAGGCUUCCUAAAGAGCCGACACUGUCAUGUUGUUGUGAUUCAUGACGGCAACAAUAUUAUCAAGAAAAUUAGAAAUAAUAUACUGACGAGGUCUGAUAUUUCGAUAUGAUACGAGAAGAUCUCUUGACCAAGGAAAUGAAGGGUGGUUCAGCUACCUGUUAAACAAGUUUCGAAAACUUAAUUUGAAAUCAAGAAACACUUUCAGAUAUAUGAGACGCGAUCAAUUCUUUAGUGAAGGAUUGAGAAAAAAUGGUGCUUGAAUAUCUUCCAAAUUUGACAGUUUUGAUACCGGUUUUAUUGCAAAGAGCGAGGGAAACAUGAGCCAUAGACCUUUGCUGCCAACUGAGUUUGUUUCUUCCUAUCGACGAAUCAAUUAAGGCUAUAUUAGUCGUCAACUAAAUGUAAUAAAGCAAACCAAUAUUUCAAACAUAUAAAUGUCUGUCGAGAUGGUCAUUACCUUCGAUUGAAAUCUUUACAAGAGGUGACCAGUCUUUAUAGGUCAAGCUGAAAGUUGACAAUCUCUCCACACGCAGAAUGUUUUCAACAUUGCUGAUCGUAGCAGGUAUCUUAUCUGAUGAGUCACUUGAUGGAAUGCCAGUCGUUCAGUCAAUCAGACACUUAGUAGAAAAUCAGACAGGACAGGUAGAAAAUUAUGGUGCAAUAAUGUCAAUUAAUUGAGAUUAAAAAAAAAAAG